CAAACAUUGUGGUGCGAUUGCAACUAUCAUUCUCUCUCAGAGCCUAUACCUCUGCUGGCAUUGAAGUUUGAACUUGUCUAGGAAAAUUGUGAUCAAUUCUUUGACAGUUCACCUUCAUUUCUUUAUUUACUCGUUAGCUUUCAUCUGAAAAUUCGUUUGAGACAUCGCUACGAUUUCCUCUUUGAAGGCAACCGAAUUGGAACGUCAGCCAUUGCUACCAAUUCCCUUUAUUUGAUAUCUUUUUCUAAACAUUUAAUUCUUUUUUUUUUGGAUUUUAGGUUGAAUACUCAUAUUUUAACUUUGACUUUUGUUGUUCACUAGUAUUCGCGAAUAUGUUGUCCCGUAGCGCCUAUCGUCUUCUUUCUAGAAAUGUGUUCAAACAGGGUGGUAAGUGUUUCCAGUCGAACUUACACUCUCCUUCUUCCAAACUACCCUUUUAUCAACGUCAUUGGAAACUUCUGAGCUUGAUUACCAGUUUCUCUGCUGGUUGGAUAAUUUAUGACAUUUCCGAUGUUCGAAGCUUCAUUCAUGGACGCAUUGAAAUGCCACUAUUUCAUGCUUUUACUUCUCCAGAAUUCUCUCACAGUGUCGCUGUCAUGGCUGCUUCUUGGGGCAUUACCCCUCGUGAUUUUACUCCUGACGAUCAAGCUUUAGCUGUAGAACUCUGGGGAAAGAAAUUCUCAAAUCCCGUCGGUUUAGCUGCUGGUUUUGACAAACAAGCUGAUGCUAUACCUGGCUUAUUGAAUUUUGGAUUUUCGUAUCUUGAAGUUGGUUCGGUUACUCCUUUACCUCAACCUGGUAAUCCUAAACCCAGAUACUUUCGCUUGAAGCCCGAUUUGGCCGUGGUUAACCGCUAUGGAUUCAACUCAGAAGGCCAUGAAGUCAUUCUCGAGAAGAUACAGAAACGUAUUCGUAAACAUAUAUCUAAAAACAAGCCCGAACUCUUGAAAUCCUAUGACGAGAACCCUGCUGCCUACACGGAUCCUUCCGUUCUUGGUGUCCCACGUAGUUUGCUUCCCAACAAGUAUUUAGGUAUUAACUUGGGAAAGAACAAAAAUGGAAAUGAGGUGGAAGACUACGUUACUGGUGUCCGCAAAUUCGGUAACUAUGCCGAUGUUUUGGUUAUUAAUGUUUCUUCUCCCAACACCCCUGGUCUCCGUAGUCUCCAGAGAAAGUCUGCCUUGACCGAACUUUUGUCCGCUGCCGUUACUGAACGCAAUAAGUUGAAUGCUCCAAAUCCUCCUCUAGUAGUUAAGAUUGCUCCCGAUUUAUCCGAAACCGAGCUUUCCGACAUUGCUGCUGUGUUGAAAAAGUGCAAGGUUGACGGUGUUAUUGUCGGCAAUACUACCAUUCAACGCCCAGAUACUCUGAAAUCUACGAAACAUGUUGAAGAGACCGGUGGUUUGUCUGGUCCUCCUUUAAAGCCGAUUACUUUGAAUACCCUCCGUACUUUGCGUAAACAUUUAUCUUCCGACAUCCCCAUAAUCGGAUGUGGUGGAAUAUCUAGUGGUAAAGAUGCCAUUGAAUAUGCUCGUGCUGGUGCUUCUAUGGUUCAAGUGUACACGGCACUUGGCUAUGAUGGACCCGUUGUCGCCCAUAAGAUCAAGCAAGAGAUUCUUGCAGAAUUGAAUGGAAAGCGUUGGGUCGAUAUCAUCGGUAAGGAAGAAUAAAUGCUUGCUACCUUGCUGUUCGUGCUAGGUUGUUGAAGUCGAAAUUUUAGAAUUUAAAAUGUACAUAUCUUUUUGGUCCUCAACUUAAGAAAAAAUAAUCUAUACUUUCACCAUAUCAUAAUAUUAGUUAUUAAUACUUCAUAGAAAUAAUAUUGAACUUAAUACUUCGU
Messenger RNA from Schizosaccharomyces octosporus yFS286, 1840 nucleotides. RefSeq names its product dihydroorotate dehydrogenase Ura3. Gene Ontology annotation, cellular component: cytoplasm; mitochondrial inner membrane. Gene Ontology annotation, molecular function: dihydroorotate dehydrogenase activity. The record is from RefSeq and is a predicted model, not a curated record. Gene Ontology annotation, biological process: 'de novo' pyrimidine nucleobase biosynthetic process; pyrimidine ribonucleotide biosynthetic process. The transcript has a single exon. The coding region runs from base 333 to 1670 and encodes 445 amino acids. NCBI's taxonomy places the organism in Eukaryota, Fungi, Ascomycota, Schizosaccharomycetes, Schizosaccharomycetales, Schizosaccharomycetaceae.